CGGCCGCAGGUGGCGGCGGCCCGGCCGGGGCGGCUGCGGGCAGCGCACGGUGCCCACCGGCACCCGGGGGAGCCGGUACCGGGGGCUGGGCCAGGAGCGGGUACCGGUACCGGGGGUCGGACCGAACAGGGAGGGACUGAGGGUAGUGCCAGGAAGCGGGUCCCGGGAGCGGGGCUGUGUCAGGGGACGGAGCAGGUGCCGGGACCGGCAGCGCAGCGUUAGGAUAACGGGUGUCCCCGGUGCCUCGGGCAGCGGUAGGAGAAGAGGGACCGGGACCGGGACCGGCGCCAGGAGAGGGAGUUCCCCGGUCCCAAAAGACGGUGACAGGAGAGAGGUCCCGGGACCAGAAGCGCGGCAUUAGGACCGGGAUAAGGAGGAUCCCGGUACCAGAGCGCGGUGCGGGAAGCAGGGAGAGGAGCCGGUACCGGAGCGCAGGGUUCAGACGGAAAGCGGGGGCGGGCUCGGGGCGCGGGGUCAGGUCCCGGUGCCGGGACAGCGCCAGGAGCCGGGUGUCCGGUACCAGUCCCGGGGCAGUGCCCGGUGCCAGGUGCCAGUGCCGGUACGCAGCGGUAGGAAGGCUCGGGCUGUAUCGGGGUGUCCCCGGGAUCGGGGUGCAGCGCCAGGCGAGGGGUGCCGGACCCGUGGGAGCGGAGCCGGCGGCGGGGGGGGGGCCGUCCCGGUGCCCGGGCGCCGCGCUCCGAGUGGGUGGCGGCACCGGCGGGGGGGGGGUGUAGGGGGGGCUGUGGGGGGGGUCAGUUGUCCCGGGCGGUCGGCGAUCCCGCAGCGGCGACGGGGCCGUGGGUGUGAGAAGGAAACGGCGCCGACCCGCCCCUGGCACCGCGACCCUCUAAAAGCCCCGAGGCCGCCGCACCGGGACCAUGCCCGCCCCGGCCACCCGUGCCCCCGGCGACUGAGCGGGGCCCGCGGAGGCAGCGGGGGCCGGUGGCCGGGAUGCCCCGGCGGAGCCCGCUCGCCCUCGGCCUGCUCGGCCUCGCCGCUUGCCUGCUGGCCGCGCCGGCGCUGGGCUGCGGCCCGGGCCGGGGCCCGGUGGGGCGGCGGCGGUUGGGGCGGCGGCAGCUCUCGCCGCUGCUCUACAAACAGUUCGUGCCCAACGUGCCCGAGCAGACGCUGGGGGCGAGCGGGAAGGCGGAGGGCAAAGUCCUGCGGGGCUCGGAGCGCUUCAGGGACCUGGUGCCCAACUACAACCCCGACAUCAUCUUCAAGGACGAGGAGAACACGGGGGCGGACCGGCUGAUGACCGAGCGCUGCAAGGAGCGGGUGAACUCGCUGGCCAUUGCGGUGAUGAACAUGUGGCCGGGGGUGAAGCUGCGGGUGACGGAGGGCUGGGAUGAGGACGGGCACCACCUCCCCGAUUCGCUGCACUACGAGGGCCGGGCGCUGGACAUCACCACGUCCGACCGCGACCGCCACAAGUACGGCAUGCUGGCGCGCCUGGCCGUGGAGGCCGGCUUCGACUGGGUCUACUACGAGUCCAAGGCGCACAUCCACGUCUCUGUCAAAGCAGAUAACUCACUGGCUGUCCGCACCGGCGGCUGCUUCCCCGGCCAUGCCACCGUGACGCUGCAGAGCGGCGAGCGCCGGGGCCUGGCCGACCUGCGCCGGGGCGACUGGGUGCUGGGUGCAGAGCCGGGCGGGCGCCUGGUGCCCACCGAGGUGCUCCUCUUCCUCGACCGUGACCUGGGCCAACGCACCUCCUUCGUAGCCAUUGAGACGGCCAGCCCGGCGCGCCGGCUGCUCCUCACCCCGUCCCACUUGGUUUUCGCAGCCCGCGGGGCGGCCAACAGCACAGCCGCCUUCCUUCCUGUCUUCGCCCGCCGUGUCCGACCGGGUGAUGCAGUGCUGGCCCACGGGGCCGGUGGGCAGGGGCUGCGUCCUGCACGGGUGCUGCGGGUCUCGCGGGAGGACGGCGUGGGGGUCUUCGCCCCCCUCACCUCCCACGGCACCCUGCUCGUUAACGGGGUGCUGGCAUCCUGCUACGCCGUCCUGGAGAGCCACCGUUGGGCCCACCGUGCCUUCGCCCCUCUCCGCCUCUUCCACGGGCUCCUCUCGCUGCUGCCCGCCCGCACUGAGGCGGGCAACGGGACGGCACCGGAGCCGGGCAUGCACUGGUACUCCCGCCUGCUCUACCGGCUGGCCGGCGGUGUGCUGGGCCACGAAGCCCUGCAGGUUUAGGGGUCCCCAGCUCCCCCAGUUGCCUCACUGCAGAUCAUGCCGCACACUGGAAACAGGGGGCUCCCCCUUGGACCCAGGCUGGAGGGACAAGGGGCACCCCGAGCCCUGCGGGGAGGUUGGGGUGUCUCUUGGCUCAGCACUGCCAACGGGGGUGGGGUGCUGGGGAUGGGGUGUCAAGGGGUGGGGUCAGCCCCUUCCUGUGUCCCAGAACCCCCCCACAGCACUGCUGAACCCCCGCACGCUCCCCCUGUAUUUAUUGCUUUAUUAACCACUGAGGGGUUGCUGCCUGUCAAGCCAAGGCCGGGCACCACCAGACCCUGUCCCAGGGCCAAAUCAAGUCCGGGGAGAUGCCGAAUCAGCCCAGCCUGGCAGCAGUCCCUGCGUGUCCCCCAGCUCUGGGGCUGACCCUCCGUUACCCAUGGUGUCCCUGUCCCCGUGCAGCUCGGUGCCGCAGGGUGGCUGGACGGGGCGGCUGUCGCAGGCAUGGGCUUGGCUCUAACCGUGCUAACUGCUAACCUGCCCUGCUUGAGAGUUUUAUUUUUCUAUUUAUAAAUGGUAAUAUAAAUGUCCCCCGCGCCCACCCGCCCUGGCAGCGGGGCCCGCCCUGUGGGGCAGGGGGCCAGCCUGCUUUUAACCACUUCUGUUUAAAAAAAAAGGAAAUACUACUAUUUAAUUGUUUGGGUAAAUAAAGAGACUCUAUGGCCCUA
Messenger RNA from Tyto alba (common barn owl), 2900 nucleotides. It is a transcript of the gene DHH, whose product is annotated as desert hedgehog signaling molecule. The transcript has 3 exons. Gene Ontology annotation, molecular function: calcium ion binding; patched binding. NCBI's taxonomy places the organism in Eukaryota, Metazoa, Chordata, Aves, Strigiformes, Tytonidae. The record is from RefSeq and is a predicted model, not a curated record. Gene Ontology annotation, biological process: multicellular organism development; protein autoprocessing; regulation of gene expression. Bases 952 to 2193 code for a protein of 413 amino acids.